AUGGGCAAUUCCCUAUCGAAUUCAGCACUAUUUCGUCCUACCGAACCAAGUUAUGAUGAUGACUUGAAAAACCUAAUAUUUAUUCCCGAGUUAAUGAAUAUUGAUAUAAACAGAUUUUGGGAUGAUAAAACAUUUGAAAUAUUUAAUAAAGAAGAGAAUACAAAAGAAUUAAAUAAAAAAAAAUUUCCCGCUCUGUUUUUAUACAACUCGAAAAAAUUAAAAACUAAACAUACUAUCAUGUAUUUUCAUAGCAAUUCUUGUGAUUUAGGACAAAUAUAUGAUGAGUUACAAAACUUAUAUAAACAUCUACAUGCAAAUAUUUUAGCAAUAGAAUAUGUCGGAUUUGGUUUAUGUUACUUGGAAGGUUCUACUAAUCAGUACAAUAUUAACCGACGAGCAUUGGCUGCAUAUUAUUUUUUAAGAUCUUUAAAUUUAAAAAGUGAAAAUAUUAUACUGUUUGGUAGAUCAAUAGGUACAGGUGUUGCUACUAAAUUAGCAUAUAAUUUAAAAUUGCUUGGAAAUUUUGUAGGAGGAAUUAUAUUACAUUCGCCAUAUAUAUCUAUUGAAAAAUUAGUUGAGGAAUAUUUUUCUUAUUCUUCUUAUAUUAUUGAAAAUAUAUAUGAUAAUUUUAAAAAUCUGUCAAUUCUUAGUAACAACGAUGAUUCUGAUACUCCGUUCUUACUUAUACAUGGAAAAGAAGAUGAAGUAAUAAGUGUAUCUCAUUCUGAAUAUCUCAUGAAAAAUUUGAAUAAUAAGUUCAAAACAGCUUCUUAUCCUAGUGAUUCCUACCAUAAUUAUUACUAUGUCAUUGACGACCUUGGUGUACCCAUCAAGACAUUUCUGGACACCUCGAGCAAAUCGCGGUAUGAAAGUAGUGUCGACAUUAUUGUUCCAAAGUCCUUUUUUAAAAAAGAGCUAACUACAUACCGAAUAAAUUAUAUCAGAGCAGAUGAACAUGAAAAGAAAAAGGAUGGAAAUUUGAAAAAAGCAGAUAAUACAUUGUACCUUCAACAAAUAAGAAAAGAAAAAAAGAAAGGAGUAAUCAAUACAAUAAAUAAUAAUAAAAGUGAUAAAAGUGAUAAAAGUGAUAAAAGUGAUAAAAGUGAUAAAAGUGACAAAAGUGACAAAAGUGACAAAAGUGACAAAAGUGACAAAAGUGACAAAAUGAAUAAAAGUAUGAAUAGAGUUCAAAGAUUGGCUGAGGAAUAUUCAAAGAAACUGGAUGCUAAUCAGAAAGAAAAAAGUAGUGACACAAUAGGUAAAAUAAAUAAGUAUGGGAGUCCUACAAAUAAAGAUAAAUAUCACAAAAAUAAAGGUAUACCUUGUAUGGAUAAAGAAGUAGACACAGAUGUUAGCAGAGAAGGAAAAAUAAAACAAAAGAAAUAUAUUGAUCAUAAUUUAUUAAAUAUAUCACAAAAAGGAAAAAUUAAAACAGAACAUAAUCAACAAAUAUGUUCCUCUGAACAAAGCGAUUCAAAAAGUGACACUCAAAAAGAAAAAAAAAAUUUUUAA
Molecule: messenger RNA, 1512 nt
Organism: Plasmodium malariae
Lineage: Eukaryota; Apicomplexa; Aconoidasida; Haemosporida; Plasmodiidae
Product: alpha/beta hydrolase, putative
Exons: 4
Coding region: 1-1512 (503 amino acids)
Cellular component (GO): membrane
Molecular function (GO): palmitoyl-(protein) hydrolase activity
Source: RefSeq, a predicted model, not a curated record